GUAGUCUCUGACUCACAUCUGUAACCGGUGUUUUGCAUUAUGUAUACAGGCCUACAUGUUUACCCUAGAGGAAAAUGGUUACCAAGUGAACAAAAUAGCUCAGGCAGCUAAUAAGCACACUUGUACCUGAAUGCAGGAGUCUUCUCAGGCAGGCUAUAGGACAGUUACAGGAGCACGUGAGGGCAGGAUUUCCCCCGGAUCCUGGUAACAGAGGACAGGAGUGUCAGGCUGGGCUGGGCUUUCUUAUUAGCAGCACAGGAAGGCUGUAGAAAUGCAAUAAGGCUUUUUAUAGCCUGCCUGAAAUUAGUGCACUUUUGAGUUUGUUUUUCAGUGAACGAAAUAUGUCCUUUUAAAAUGUUUUUUUUUUUUAUAAUGAGCAAUAUACACGGUUCGUCUUACUCAUCCACGCCCCCUAAUUUGCAUACGCCGUGCUGCCAGGAUGGUUGCUAUGGCGACUUUCAUUAGCCCCGCCCUGAUCCCCGGCUUUCUGCGCUCCUUCCCAUAAACUAACGGCAGUGCGUGUUGGUGUGUGUGCUGAUUCACAGCGUGGCUUUAUCUGUCCUGUCGACUCGCGUUUGUUCUCACCUUUUACUGCUCGUCUUGUCAGAGUUUCUUGUUCUUCAGCUCAGCCAAUUAACACUACUUCUAACUAUUUAAGGCGUUUACAAUGUCUGCGGUAUCAAGGCGCAGCUCUAUGGGGGUCCCUAUAAAGAACAUAGAGCGCGAGCUGAUCUGCCCCAUUUGCAAGGAACUGUUCACGCACCCGCUCAUCCUGCCUUGCCAGCACAGCGUUUGUCACAAAUGUGUCAAAGAGCUGCUCAUGCAAAACCAGGACGACUCCUUUGGCACGGACGCCGGAUCCGAGUGCUCGAACCCUGGAAGCCCUCGGUCCAGAGUUCCCUCUCCCAGCAUGGAGAGGCUGGACAGGCUGGUCCGAUCAGUGUCAUUGCGGCAGCAGCAGCAGCAGCUGGCCCCAGCAAGCCGCGCUGCAGAUGCUGCCUGCUCCUCCCCUCCCCGAGCAGCACAGCGCAACCACGGCCUAAGGUCCGUGUCCUCCUCCCCCGGCUGGAGGCGCUCCUCAGUCACCCCCCGCGUCACCAGCUUCCCAUGCCCAGGUUGCCAGCGUGACAUAGAGCUGGGCGAGCGGGGCAUCAGCAUGCUCUUCCGCAACUUCACGCUGGAGAGCAUCGUGGAGCGCUACAGGCAGGCGGCCCGCGCCGCUGUCGCCAUCAUGUGUAACGUGUGCAAGCCGCCUGCUGUGCAGGAGGCCACCAAGAGCUGCAUGGACUGCAAGGCGAGCUACUGCAACGAGUGCUUCAAGCUGAACCACCCAUGGGGGACGCCCAGGGCCCAACACGAGUACGUCGGGCCUACUACUAACUUCAGACCAAAGGUGUUGAUGUGUCCUGAGCAUGAGAUGGAGAAAGUUAACAUGUACUGCGAGGUGUGUCGCCGGCCCGUGUGUCACCUCUGCAAGCUUGGUGGUUCUCAUGCUAACCAUAAAGUCACAUCCAUGAGCAGUGCCUACAAGGUCCUCAAGGAUAAGCUAUCAAAAAGUAUCCAUUACUUAAUUAGCAAAGAGGAACAAGUGAGGACUCAGAUUUCUGAACUUGAGGUCUUGAUUCGGCAGACUGAGGAAAAUGGACAGCUUGCGGAGAGACAGGCGCAUGAGCACUUUGAGCGUCUUUUUGAGACUCUGCAGGAAAGGAAGACUGAAUUGUUGAGGUCCAUUGAGCUGUCCAGGAACCGGCGUCUGGACAAGCUCAGGAGCCAGGUGGAAGAGUACCAGGGCAUGCUGGAGAACAGCGGUUUAGUGGGUUACGCACAGGAAGUCCUCAAAGAGACUGACCAGUCCUGCUUCGUUCAGACGGCCAAGCAGCUCCACAUCAGGGUUCAGAGAGCCACGGAGUCACUGAGGACCUUUCAGCCUGCUGCUAACCCCUCGUUUGAUGAGUUUGUCCUGGACACCUCAAAGGAAGAGUCCUUGCUGAAAGACCUUUCCUUUGGUGGAGUUCCCGAUCCUCCUAUGAUUGACCUGUCUCAGAGCCGUGUGUACAACGAGGGCCUGAUUCACUGGAGACUGCCCGAAGAGACUCUGCCCACUGACCACCAUGUCCUCGAGUAUAGAAAAGUACCUGCAAAGGAAGAGGAGGAGAGCCAGUGGCACCUGACUGAGCGUGUGCACGGCUCCAGCACAGUGGUGUGUGAUUUGGAUAGUGAUUGCCGUUAUGCAUUCAGGGUGCGGAGCUGCCGCAAUACCGUUCACAGCCCCUACAGCCCUGAGGUGUCCUUUCACACACCUCCUGCACCAGUGUUCGGCUUCCUGUUCAAUGAGAAAUGCGGCUACAGUGCAGAGCGUCUGCGGUUGAGCAAGAGGAAGGACUCUGUAGAGAGCAUGGCUGGCAUGGCCUUCCUGUUGGCCGCUGAUCGGGUCCAGACUGGAAGUUACAUAUGCCUUGACUACAUCAUCGGUGACACAGGCAUCUCACAUGGCCGUCACUACUGGGCUUUCCGCGUGGAGCCAAGCUCUUACAUGGUGAAAGUGGGAGUGGCGUCAGACUCGAAGAUGAGUGAGUGGUUCCACAACCCCCGUGACACCAGCAGCCCAAGGUACGACCAUGACAGCGGGCAUGACAGCGGCAGCGAGGACACGUGCUAUGAGCUCUCGCAGCCCUUCACUCUGCUCACAGCAGGCAUGGGCAAGCUCUUUAUUCCCAAAGCGUCCCACACUGCAGCCGCGGGAGACCACGGCAGUCGUGUUCUGCCUCUUCCUCAGCGAAUCGGCAUCUGCCUCGACUAUGAUGCCGGACGCGUCUUCUUCUACGAUGCUGACUCGAUGCGCUGCCUCUACGAGCGUCAGGUGGACUGUUCCGGAACCAUGUACCCUGCGUUCGCCCUCAUGGGGGGCGGAGCCAUCCACCUGGAGGAGUUCAUCACAGCCAAGCGUCUCUCUUACAUGUGAAUGUGUCUGAGUUGAUCUGCUGAUCCCUAACGAUCCUAUUCUUUUGGCUUAUUUUGUCCCUGGCUUCUCACAAGUAAUGAUAUGUAGCUAUCUGUGAAAACACUAUUUCAGUGCACUAUUUCAGUUUAAGAGCCACAAGUAACCUGAAAAACCCUUGGUUCAGUGCCUUUUAGGAGACCAACUAGGCAGGUGUUUAGAUUAUGUCAGCACUUGUACACAUCAGGGUUUACUAACAGUCACAGAAAUGCAAAAGGACACACUAUACCUUAAUAUAAUGCAAAGAUGUCACCUAUUUGCUGUUCACGUGUGAGCAAUUUAAUGAUUGUCUGAUGUUGCAGAUGACUAAGUUAAUCGACACUAACUAAUACCUGUGCACUAAUAAUAACUGGCUUUGUAAACUGUUCUGACUGUAGAAAUGCUGCUUGGGCAGGCUUUUUUUUUCUAUUAAGAAAAAGAAUAAGAAUUGUUUAAGAAUAAUCAAGAAUGAUCUAAUAAAUAAUUUGCAGUGAAAUUGAAUCUAUUCCAAACAGUCUGUCUUAAAACACCAUGAAAGCGCUUGCUCGCAGUGGAUUGUCACAUAUACAUGUAAGGACACCUCGUUGUGAUAGGUAUGUAAUUCAAUGCAGCAUUGAAAAGCUUUUGCAGUUUGAAUGUAUCUUUUCUUUUUUAAUGCAAAGUAGCAUUUGAAUCACAGCUGUGCUGCUAGGUUUUAACCAGGGUAUGAGUACUAACACUGAUUCAGAAGGUGAUUGGGUUAAUAUGCACCAUCACAGCCAGUGUGAAAAUGACAGGAAAAGACUGACAUGGCCUUAGUGAAUGAUCACAGGUUUUUUUGCAGCAGGAUUACUGGCUAUAAAGGGACUUCGCUGGAGUAGUGGUAGAUAGAGUAGGGUUGCCAUGUGAUUCCUCAGGUACUCACCCUAUGGGCUUUUUGAUACCUACCUCUCAGUCCUGGAAUAAUAAUUGGCACUGGGUUUAUGCUUGGAUGAUUUUGAGGUGGUGGUAUAGCACGUGCCUAUUCACUAAACCUCAAAGGGUUUGUUUGCCUCUUUAGCUGGAACCCUGUGAGUUACCAAAUCAAAGCAUUUUAUUCCUACAUUUUAAGUCUCUUAACUUGUUGGAACCUCUUUGAUUUCAUUUCAAACUGAUGUCUUUUAUUAUUUUUUUUAAGAUGCUUUUUCAAAUUUCAGUGCUUUUCGAUCCUUUCCUACUUGAUGGUUUACUGUUUUUUUUUUUUUUUAAUUUUAUUGUAGCAUAAAACCUUUACGAAAGAACCUUUUGUUUUAAAGAAAGCAUUCACAUAUUGUGGCUACAAGUCUUUUUUUUUUUUUUUUUAUCUCUUCACUAAUAUUUAAUGUAUUUUAAGUGUUGUGUCCUGAAAAUUUGUCAGUAGAAAUCGGUUUGUUUGUGAUAAUUAAAAUAAUCAUGUGAAUGACGGCAUUGUCACAGCAGGAAAUAGUGGAAUCAUGGUAUGCUCUUCCAGUAGUAACUUUUUGUAGACACUAAUUAUUGUUUCUUAUCACAUUUCUUUCCACAGUGGAUUCAAGGGAGAAUCUAUGCACAUUAGUUUACAGUUUCUGGCUUGUGUUCUUGUUACAAUGUUUGUGUCACGGUGUGUAAUAGUAACCAACAAAGUAAUCAUUUUGUUCCCUGUACACGUUAAGCUGUUCGGUCUCUGAGGGGGAAAAACAGUUCUGUUUUCACUAAUCACUUUUGAUGUAGACUUAGUGGUAGAGUAUCACCAUACUGUGAGCUGUAAUUGCUUAUUAAACAGGACAUGAUGUCUUUUAGUGAUCAUUUUAACUCAUCUUAAAGAUAGCACUUUAUAGCAUGUUAAGUCUCAUGGCUUGGUGCAGGUGUGUGAAGUAGUGUGCAAUAUAAUUUCCCCCACAGGACGUACUGUACUCUUAAAACGAGCUGCGGUGUGACGUUUGCUUUUUGUGAUUUUAAUGCUUUAAUGAAAAUGAAAAGCUGUCUGUCACUUGUAUCUAUAUUGUUUUAUUUUUUAAUUUACAAUGUGGGGUUUUGAUAUGAAAUAAAAGUAUUGAAAUUGG
Molecule: messenger RNA, 5016 nt
Organism: Pangasianodon hypophthalmus (striped catfish)
Lineage: Eukaryota; Metazoa; Chordata; Actinopteri; Siluriformes; Pangasiidae
Gene: trim36
Product: tripartite motif containing 36
Exons: 11
Coding region: 668-2962 (764 amino acids)
Molecular function (GO): zinc ion binding; protein binding
Source: RefSeq, a predicted model, not a curated record